Messenger RNA from Lachancea dasiensis, 900 nucleotides. NCBI's taxonomy places the organism in Eukaryota, Fungi, Ascomycota, Saccharomycetes, Saccharomycetales, Saccharomycetaceae. The record is from the annotation of a GenBank genome assembly.
AUGCAUAUCCUCAUCGCUGACUUCGACGAUACUAUUACCAAUAAAGACACCAUAGCGACGCUUGCGGAAUUGCCGUAUCUGUAUAAAUCCUUCUCAGUACCGUGGUCCCAUUUCGUCGACACCUACAAACAAGGCUUCGAUAAAUUCCCCACAUCAGAGCGCACUUUGCCGUUAUUAAGAACCGCGGAUAAAUUAAAGGGCUAUGAGACCAUCAACUCAGCCAACUACCAUAACAUAUUCGGCCCGGAACUUGCAUAUCAAAAAAGUUUGAGGCCAAUUGAAUUAAAUAGUAUCGGUGAGCUGGAGAGACAGCGCGCGUUUGCGGGUAUCCAACUCACUCAGAUUCAAGAGUUUGCUGAAUCCCGUACGUCUCUUUUACGAAAAGGCUUUCUCGAAGCGUGGAAAAACUGCUCUGAGCUUCAUAUCCUCUCUGUAAACUGGUGUCAACAGUUUAUCGAGUCGUUGUUGCUUGCAGCGGCGUCCAAGGCUUCAUUGGGGCCAUUUCCAGCAAUUCAAACCACAUGCAACAGCCUUUGUGUCCAAGAGGGCCUACUUACGGGCCAAUUCGCCAAAACCAUUGUCACCGGGUAUGACAAGGCAGAUAAACUUGGGCAAAUUUGUCGAACGUGCCAGCCGGACAGCACGCUCUGGUAUGUUGGGGACAGUGAAACUGACCUGCUUCCGAUAUUGUAUCCGAAUGUAAACGGGGUUUUAUUAUUGGAUCCGCACGAAAACUCGCAAAAGUUUUGGAAGAUCACCAACGUCUUGGGGUUGAGUACCAAGAAUUUGCAGGGAUACGCGGAUACACCAGGGGUCGAUACGCUACGGAUAGAUUGUAAACAAAAGGGAGCAUUGUACCUCGUCAAAAGCUGGAAAGCUUUCACGAAACUGCUUCGUUAA